GCCAACCUUACUCGGUCCGCCAUGGCCAUUCCGUCAGAAGUUGUGAACAUGCUCAUACUUUCCAUACUUGAUUGCUCUCCUCCAAACUCCUAAAUUGCUGACUUUCGGCUCUCUCUCCUUUUUGCCAGUAUCCUUUACCCUUCUCUCGCUCCCACACAUUGCAUUGGCUGGUUCCCUGAAUCGAUAUUCUAUAAGCGAUCUAUCCGGCAAUAGCCUCGGCAACCAUCAUUUGGCCAAAGAGACCGAGACCGCAAACGUCCCCUCCAUACUCGAGAUAGCUGCCAAUCCAAGAGAACUCACCUCAACACAACAUGGCAGGACAAUCAAAAGAGGCUGUAAUUCCUCCUUGGGGGUUGGCAGUAGCUGGAGCUACCGGCGCUGUCAUUGCGAAUGCUCUGGUCUAUCCUCUUGACAUGUGAGCAUCUCCGUUUCCCUACGACCCACCCAAAUGCGAUUUUUGGAACAACUUGUAUGAUUAUGUACCCAAAUGCUAAUUACAAUAUCUGCUGUAGAGUCAAGACGCGUCUUCAAGUCCAAGUCAAAAGAAAAGAGACAGAUCCCGCACCAACGGGUGCUGAACCAGUUCAUUACACUUCAACAUGGCAUGCGAUUACGAGCAUAGUUGACGACGAUGGCAUGUUGGGAUUGUAUAAUGGCAUACAUGGGGCGCUUAUUGGGGUCGCAUCUACGAAUUUUGCAUACUUUUAUUGGUACUCGGUUGUUCGAACUGUUUAUAUUGCACAAAUGAAGGUCAAGACUCCGCCAAGUACCGCUAUGGAAUUGGCCCUUGGGGCAGCCGCUGGAGCAGUAGCGCAAAUCUUCACUAUUCCUGUUGCUGUGGUCACUACUAGGCAGCAGACACAAUCUAAGGAUGAGAGAAAGGGCAUGGUAGAUACUGCUAAGGAAGUCAUUCAAAGCGAAGAUGGGUGGACGGGGCUUUGGAGAGGGUUGAAGGCUAGUUUGGUGCUGGUUGUUAACCCAGCUAUUACCUACGGCGCAUAUCAAAGAUUACGAGAAGUUCUCUUUCCAGGAAAAUUGAACCUUAGACCCAUGGAGGCAUUCUGUCAGUACCGUUCCCCCCAAUUCGAUCGAAUCUUUUCUAAUAUUACGAAGUACUGGGAGCAAUGUCGAAAUCACUCGCUACAAUCGCAACCCAGCCAUUAAUCGUUGCCAAGGUUGGCCUUCAAUCAAAGCCACCUCCGUCUCGAGCAGGAAAGCCUUUCAAAAGUUUCCUCGAGGUAAUGCAAUUUAUCAUUCAAAAUGAAGGAUUACUGGGAUUAUUUAAGGGUAUCGGACCCCAGAUUACCAAAGGUCUUUUGGUACAAGGACUUCUUAUGAUGACAAAAGAAAGGUAUGUUCUGCCCCUAACUGAACCUUGCAAACAUACUGACCACAUUCAGGAUGGAACUUAUGUUCAUUCUUCUCUUUAGAUACAUGAGAAGACUCCGAUCAGAGCAACUUCAAAAGGCGGCAGAUCUUGCUUCUUCGGCAGCCAAAGAGGCUCUUCCUUUGGUAACAAAGUAGAUGAUAGAAAUCGUUAGAUUGUUCGACUGUUCUUGUGAAUUUAGACUUGGUUUAUUGAUAGAAUGGCGUGGAGUUUUUGCAACUAUACGGAUCUAUUUCGUGGCAUGGGUACAUAUGGACUAGGUUAAUUCCGAGCUUGAAAUUGACAAG
Hymenoscyphus albidus is the source of this 1674-nucleotide messenger RNA. Lineage: Eukaryota; Fungi; Ascomycota; Leotiomycetes; Helotiales; Helotiaceae. The record is from the annotation of a GenBank genome assembly.